This is a messenger RNA of Pteronotus mesoamericanus, 2555 nucleotides long. RefSeq names its product telomeric repeat binding factor 1 (gene TERF1). The record is from RefSeq and is a predicted model, not a curated record. The coding region runs from base 2 to 1312 and encodes 436 amino acids. Gene Ontology annotation, cellular component: nuclear telomere cap complex; nucleus; chromosome, telomeric region. Lineage: Eukaryota; Metazoa; Chordata; Mammalia; Chiroptera; Mormoopidae. The transcript has 10 exons. Gene Ontology annotation, biological process: negative regulation of DNA replication; telomere maintenance via telomerase; negative regulation of telomeric D-loop disassembly. Gene Ontology annotation, molecular function: ankyrin repeat binding; telomerase activity; protein homodimerization activity.
CAUGGCGGGUUGCGAUGCCGGAGGGUCCCCGAGCUCCCGGGGGCGAGCGGACGGGGAGGAUGCGGGACCCUCAGAGAAGCGGCGGUGGGAAACGGCGAGAGAUAUUGAGGAAUCAUUCGAAUGCCAGGAAUUGCUUGAGUGUCAGGUUGAGAUGGGGGCCCCGGAGAAAGAGAACGACGCGGGCUUGGUGGCGGAGGCCGAGGCGGUAGCUGGAGGCUGGAUGCUGGAUUUCCUCUGCCUCUCUCUCUGCCGGGCCUUCCGCGACGGCCGCUCCGAGGACUUCCACCGGACCCGCGACAGCGCCGAGGCUAUUAUUCAUGGAUUAUCCAGUCUAACAUCUUAUCAAUUAAGAACUGUAUACAUAUGUCAGUUUUUGACAAGAAUUGCCGCAGGAAAAGCCCUUGAUGCACAGUUUGAAACUGAUGAACGAAUUACACCCUUGGAAUCAGCCCUGAUGAUUUGGGAUUCAAUUGAAAAGGAACAUGACAAAUUUCAUGAAGAAAUACAGAAUUUAAUUAAAAUUCAGGCUAUAGCCGUUUGCAUGGAAAGUGGCAAUUUUAAGGAAGCAGAAGAAGUCUUUGAAAGAAUAUUUGAUGACUCACAUUCUUAUACGUCUUUACAAAGGAAAUUGCUUACAAUAAUCUCUCAAAAAGAUACAUUUCAUUCCUUUUUUCAACACUUCAGCUACAACCACAUGAUGGAGAAAAUUAAGAAUUUUGUGAAUUAUGUGCUUGAUGAAAAAUCAUCAACAUUUUUAAUGAAGGCAGCAGCAAAAGUAGUAGAAAGUAAAAGAGCAAGAACAACAAUUACUCAAGAUAAGUCUAAUAAUACUGAUACUGACGUGGAAACUCAAGCUGAUUUGGACAUAAGCAAAAGUGUUAAUGACAAACCAUCUGCAGUAACUGAAUCCUCACAGGGUACAGUAUCCUUAAUGAGGUCUCACAAGAACCUCUUCUCAUCUAAGUCACAACACGGGUGCCACCAACAAGAUUCUAAUGAGAAAGAAGAAAGAGCAGAAACUCUUAAAAGUAGAAGAAGGACAGAGGGAAAGAGACAAGCCCCUGAAAGAAAGAGAAUGAGUGUUUUAAACAAUCAUCCAGAAACUUCUAAAAAUCAUCGUGCUAGGAAAAAACAGGCAUGGCUUUGGGAAGAAGACAAGAAUCUGAGAUCUGGUGUGAGGAAAUAUGGAGAAGGAAACUGGUCUAAAAUACUAUUGCAUUAUAAAUUCAACAAUCGAACAAGUGUCAUGUUAAAAGACAGAUGGAGGACUAUGAAGAAGCUAAAACUGAUUUGCUCAGACAGUGACGACUGAAUAUGUAAAAGCUUGAUUAAAGGACAGUUAAAUAGUCUGAUCAUCACGUUUUGUUUAAAACUGGGUGGUCAUAGGUGUAUCUUAAAAUUUUUGUUUAAAGCAUUAUAGGAUUUUUCUGUAACAGUCAUUUAAUUAAUAUAAAGGUUUGUGUUAUAAGAGUAAUUUGCCAUCAUUGUGUUCGUUAGAAGACUUUCACUUGGAUAAAAUGUAGGUUUGUCAACCCUAAUGCUUUCACUACCUCUAGCCCCAAAUCCUGUACCAAUAAAAAAGAAAAAUGAAAACCUGGUAAGAGGAAAAAUAUUUGUUAACGUGUUCUGUGUUUAUAUGCUGACUUCAACUCCAAAACAUACACAUAAAAGAGAAGUUUGCAAAUCAGUGGAUAAUAUUAGGCCUUAGAUUUAUGGCCUUGAUAGAGUAAUUACUAUAAAUCAAUGACUUGAUUUCUUGCCUUGAUAUAGUAAUUACUAAGAUUUUUGCUUACAGAAUGAUACUAAGUAAUCUUUGAGUUUUAACAUACUUAAAUUUUCCUUUUAGUAGCUUUAUAUACAGGAAAAAAAUAGUCAUAUCCACAGGACAAAAUUUGUACUAUUACCAAGAUUUGCUUCAUGUAUAGUUUAGGUACAUUUGUCUUUUGUUCCAGUGUUAAAACUUUGACAAAGAUGGUUUUAAGUAAAGCUUAUUUAUAACCUGGUGCCAUAAUAUUUUCUCUGGUAUUUUUGUUUAAUAUAUCAACAGUGUGCCUAAAUGAUGUUCUGUAAAUGCUUACAUUGACAUUAACCAUGAUCAUUUUCACACCUAUGAUACAUACUAAAUAAGCAAGGUCAUACAUACCUUACUAGACAAUUUAGCGUUUUCACCAAUAUAUAAUUCUUUAGAGAAUUGGUCAAAAACUAAUGUAUUUAGCAUUUUGAGUUGCAUGUGCUUUAUUUAACAAGUGAGUGAAAAUACUGAUGUAGUUGCAUAAAAAGUUAAAUGGUAGUAUUUUAUAAUCUGUGUUUCAUUUCUUAAUUGCAUUGUACAUUACUUUCCCAUUGUUCCUGAAUUUGUUGUCCUACACAUGUAGUAAAGAGAAAUGUGAUUACUGUAUGCUUCCUGACUUAGUAUUUUGUUACAUUAGUUACUGUCACUGUUUAUUGCAGACAUUUUGAUGGUUACUGUUAAAGCAAGGCAGCAUGAGCCAAAAUCGACCUGUAAGUCUACUUCUCAUUUCAAACAUGCAAUAAAUAAUCAAAUCUAAGUUGCC